GUGUGUGUGUGUGUAUAUCGCUACGCCAUUAUUUAGUGUGCGAAGCAUGCGUUAAGUGCUUGGCAAGAAAACGCAGGUUUUUGACAUUUUAUUGAAAAGAUAUUAUAUUAUUUUCUUAUAUUUUGCCAAUUUCGUCUUCGUUUAAAUAAUUAUUCUACAUGAAAUUGUAAAAUGAUUACCGAUUGUCAAUCAUUCACCGAUCUAAAUCUUAAUUCGUGGAUCAUUACUCAAUGCAAUUCUAUGGGAUUGAAGAAACCUACACCAAUUCAGCAACAAUGUAUUCCGCGUAUACUUGCUGGCGAUAAUUGCAUAGGAUGUGCAAAGACAGGAAGUGGUAAAACCCUUGCUUUUGCACUUCCUAUAUUACAGAAAUUGUGCGAAGAUCCUUAUGGCAUUUUCGCUCUCAUAUUAACGCCUACAAGAGAACUUGCAUUUCAAAUAGCUGAUCAAUUUGCUGUUAUUGGAAAAUCAAUCAAUUUGAAAAAAUGUGUUAUUGUCGGAGGAAUGGAUAUGAUGGUACAAGGUUUAGAAUUAGCAAAAAAACCACAUGUAGUCGUGGCAACUCCUGGACGAUUAGCGGAUCAUAUAGAAAGUUGUAAUACAUUUUCUCUGGAAAAAAUUAAGUUCUUAGUAUUGGAUGAAGCUGAUAGGUUAUUAGGUGGAUCUUUUGAUAAACAACUGAAAGUUAUACUUCCAACUUUAUCUAAAGAAAAACAAGUUUUGUUAUUUAGUGCUACAAUUACAGAUGCUCUUGAUAAAGCAAAACAUCUUGCCCCUGGGAAGGUGUUUAUGUGGGAAGCAAAAGAUGAAUCUGGUAUUGCUACGGUAAAAGAACUUGAUCAACGUUAUGUUUUGUGUCCUAAAGAUGCUAUUGAUUCUUUUCUUGUAGAAGUUGUAAGAACAUUUCGCACAACAAAUGAGACUGGAUCCAUUAUGAUAUUUACAGAUACUUGCAAGAAUUGUCAGUUAUUAUCUAUGACAUUAAAUGAAGUAGGAUUUAUAAAUGUUGCACUUCAUGCAAUGAUAAAACAGAAAGAACGUUUAGCAGCUCUUAAUAAAUUUAAAUCAAAUCACAUAAAAAUUUUGAUAGCAACUGAUGUCGCGGCAAGAGGCUUAGAUAUAACUGGCGUAGAAUUAGUAAUUAAUCAUACGAUACCAAAUGUACCAAAAGAGUAUAUUCAUAGAGUUGGUAGAACAGCAAGAGCAGGUAAAGGUGGUAUGGCAGUUAGUCUGAUAACACCGUAUGAUAUAAAAUUAUUACAUGCAAUUGAAAGUAUUAUUGGAACAAAAUUAAUUGAAUACAAAAUAGAUGAUGAAGAAGUUGUUACAAUCUUAACUCAGGUAUCCGUAGCAAAAAGAGAAGCAGAAAUAAAAUUAGAUGAAGCUGACUUUUAUGAGAAAAAAAUAAUUAAUAAGAGAAAACAGUUACUCUUGGAAGGGAAAGAUCCAGAAGAAAUAGAUUUAAUUUUACAGAAACAUAAAAAACGUCGAAAAUUGCAAAAAAGAAAAAAAGAAAUAUCACAUAACGAAAAUAGAUAAUACAGAUUGAAUUACACAUUUUUAAUAAUAUAAAUAAAGUUGACUGUAUAAAGUAUAUAUUAGUAUUUAAAACGAUGAUUUGUAUUAUAAAAAAGGAUCUACAUUACUUACAAGAAAAAGUGCUGGACUCCGUAUCAAAUUUGUAUGAAACAUCUGACUAGAGCGAAGAUUGCAACAAAGGAUUUUUAGGAAAUAUAGCACGUGGCGUGCCUAUAACAAAUUCACUAAUAUCUGCAGCACUGUCCCAUACAUGACCAAUAAUUCUAUCAAUAACAUUAUUAUAUUUUUCACGAUUGCUAUGUACAUAAGUUAAAACUUCGCCCCAUAAAUAGCCAGCCACAGAAAAUCCAUGCAGCAUAAUUUGUUGAUAAUCCUGAUUUUCUUCUAAGAAUGUCAACAAAUCUGCUGCAAUUAUCUACAAGUAAAAUGUAUUCAAUGUAAUUAAGUGUCGUAUAAUUUAUAUAUUAUUUAAUAACUCACUCUGGAUCCUUUUUCAGGCCACAUAAGCUGCCAUGGAGUGAUAGUUACUAUCGUAAUAUCAAAUCCGUGUUGUAAAUACAAAUCAGUAAAUUUCAUAUAGUGUUUCUCUUUAGCUAGAAGCCAA
Molecule: messenger RNA, 2143 nt
Organism: Vespa velutina
Lineage: Eukaryota; Metazoa; Arthropoda; Insecta; Hymenoptera; Vespidae
Gene: Dbp45A
Product: probable ATP-dependent RNA helicase DDX49
Exons: 8
Coding region: 172-1539 (455 amino acids)
Molecular function (GO): RNA helicase activity; nucleic acid binding; ATP binding
Source: RefSeq, a predicted model, not a curated record